Molecule: messenger RNA, 1014 nt
Organism: Aspergillus steynii IBT 23096
Lineage: Eukaryota; Fungi; Ascomycota; Eurotiomycetes; Eurotiales; Aspergillaceae
Exons: 2
Coding region: 140-910 (256 amino acids)
Source: RefSeq, a predicted model, not a curated record
UGCUGGGAGUUGAUCUAUAAAAGGCGGACCCCGAACAUACCAGACCCUGGCUGCGCUCAUCAGUUCACCAAUCGCGCACUGCCCCCGUGGCUCAUUCUUCAGAUUCUGCAGAAACGACUGAAGCGACCUUUCCAAGAUAAUGCAUUUCACCACUCUCCUCUUGACCCUGGCCAGCCUGGGCCUUGGAGUCCACGGCCAAGGCUCCUGCCAAACCAGCACAGUCAAUAGCGCCGCCUGCGGCAGCUAUCCCAACGGCUGUCCGGGGAGCACGUUCCUUUCUGCGAAAGGCAACUGCCGGGAACAGUUCGGGCUCGUCGACGGAUCCAACUGCUGCUGCGACUGUCCCGGCGACGAGGAACGUCACCACUGCCUGAUCUCCUUUGUCGGGUCAAUCGGCGACAUCUACAACAAGGAGCCCAAGAACUUGAUCGGCUUCUGCCAGGACCAAGUGCACUAUUUCGCGGGCAAUCCGGCGGAGCUCUUCUCGGAAGCGGACUGCAAGGGCGUCCAGGAGAGAAUCGUCAAAGACAUGAAUGAUUACUACGAUAAGAAGAACCCCAACGCCAAGUACACGCCGUUCGGCCACACAGAGAGUGUCCCGAAGAAGGGCACCUACUUCACCGCUGUGAAGCCGAAGGGCGAGACGGGCAAAAACAGCGAUGGCGAGAAGUAUUGGGCCCUGAAGAUCAAGGUCGCAAUCGAGUCGUCGAGUGCUGGAAAGGACAUCAAUAAGGUCUGUCCCAUUGCGAAGGGCAUGUCUACUUCCCGACCUGCGCAGUGCCUCCUUGAGAAGCUCAAUGUCUGCGAGCAUGCUUUUGGCGGCGUGUUCCAUGGCUCUUCUACCUUUGGUGGCUACAAGCCCAAGAACGGGGUUGAAAAGGAGCCCAAGUGGGCUCACGGUCAGGGAUAAGGGGCAUUUUCUUCGUGUUCUCUGUUGGUCCGGACGAUUCGCUACGGAAUUCGGUCUGGUUUGGCUCUCCUGCUAGGCAGGGUUUAUCUGGUUUCAACUUGGCG